This is a messenger RNA of Olea europaea var. sylvestris, 721 nucleotides long. Its product is annotated as probable serine/threonine-protein kinase PBL4. The record is from RefSeq and is a predicted model, not a curated record. The transcript is spliced from 2 exons. Lineage: Eukaryota; Viridiplantae; Streptophyta; Magnoliopsida; Lamiales; Oleaceae. The coding region runs from base 82 to 420 and encodes 112 amino acids. Gene Ontology annotation, biological process: protein phosphorylation. Gene Ontology annotation, molecular function: protein kinase activity; ATP binding.
GACUUCAAUGCCAAGUUGUCUGACUUCGGUCUUGCUAGAGAUGGGCCACCUGAUGAUAGGACUCAUGUGACCACUAUAAUUAUGGGUACACAAGGCUACGCUGCACCGGAAUACAUUGCUACAGGCCAUUUGACGGAAAAGUGUGAUGUAUAUGGCUUUGGGAUUGUUCUGCUGGAAUUACUAUCUGGCCGUCGGGUUAUUGAUAGAUCUACCAGUAAAGAACAAUUCCUGGUGGAUUGGGCAAGACCAUAUUUGUCCGAGGAGAAAGAAGUGUAUCGAGUAGUGGACACCAAAUUGAAGGGCCAGUACCCUCUGGAAGGAGCAGUUAUUGUUUCAAAUCUUGUUUUGCAGUGCAUAAGUAGUAAUCCCAAAAGCAGGCCACGUAUGUCGGAGGUUUUAGCCACAUUGGAACAACUCUGAGGUUCACAUGAAACAAAAAAUCAAGAUUCUUCUAAAUCUGCUGUCAAUAAUGAAGACAUCGUCAAAAUCUGAAUAUGACACCUUUGGAGUCUCUGAAUAUUGCAUGGAAAGUGUGUAUGGUGUAACACAAAUAAGUUGGAUUUAGUUAUUGGCAAAAUCUUCUCUUAUUAUUUCUAGCGCGUGCCUUCCUCAAUUAUGUUACAAAUUUUCGGUGUUAGUUUGUCGUAUAUCUAUUAACUCCAACCACAUAUUUGAUAAGUUGAAUCGGACAUGACUAACAUACAUAUGGGAUUUUUGUGUA